Penicillium cataractarum is the source of this 1416-nucleotide messenger RNA. RefSeq names its product FAD-binding oxidoreductase. The transcript has 2 exons. NCBI's taxonomy places the organism in Eukaryota, Fungi, Ascomycota, Eurotiomycetes, Eurotiales, Aspergillaceae. The coding region runs from base 1 to 1416 and encodes 471 amino acids. The record is from RefSeq and is a predicted model, not a curated record. Gene Ontology annotation, molecular function: FAD binding; oxidoreductase activity.
AUGACAUCUUUCGUUAAUACUUCAAACAAGCCCAAUGGCCCGAGAACUGCAGUCUCCUCUGUCUCUGCGCAGGAUGUCCCCGGUCGGUGGUCGCAGUUGGGAGCAUCCCGUCCGGCUAUGGUGAUAGUUCCUUCAAGCGAGGACGAGAUAAUAGCAGCCAUACAGCUUGCGACCACCAAAAACUGGCGGGUCAUACCUGUGGGAGGAGGCCACUCGCCAUUUGUUCCUAUUAACGAAAAGUCAGUACUACUUGAUAUGAGAAAGUUCAAUCAUGUGUCAGUCGGAACAGGAUCAGUUACCAUCGGAGGCGGCUCAACUGCAGGAGAUGUCAUUCAAGCAUGUGCGGAAAAGCAAUGCUAUACAUUGACCCCGAAUUCCAACGCAGUUGGGAUGGUUGGAUUUCUCCUCGGAGGCGGUUCUUCCUCAUUCAACGGAAUCCACGGUCUAGCUGCAGAGCAUAUCAUGGAGGUCCGGAUGAUCACCGCAGACGGUCUUAUUUUGCACCUCUCAUCAUCGUCCACGGGCGCUGAACGUGAGCUUUUCUCUGCAAUCCGAGGUGCCGGCCAUGGGCUCGGCGUCAUCACUUCAUUGACGAUGCCUACUUUCUCUAUCUCUGUUCUCAACAUGCCUAAUGACUGCGUUUCGGUCCGAAGAAUUACCUUCCCUCUCGCGGCGCUUGAUCACGCGACGAUGGCUUUCUUGAAGCUACAAGAACGCGUAACUGGUCGCUCAAAAUCGAGACUUCUUAGUAGCAUUAUGUUUCUGCGCGCGCCGCCAGGGCUCUCACAAGUAGGAGAGCCUCUUAUAUAUCUGACCGCUGCCUAUUACGGCUCAGCAUCCGAUGCGGAACGAUGCACUCUUGAACUUUAUGAUCCAGAUCUCCUCCAACACUCCCUAACGGCCAGCUCUUCCACCAUCCCACUACACAAAAUGAACGACGGGACAGAGUCCUUAAACAUAACUGGCGGAUACAAGCAACUCGGAAACGCUUUACUUGCAUCUGCUGACCUCGAGGGAAUCCAGCAGGGGAUACAUGCCUGGUUACGAUUUGGUGACAGCCAUCCGGAUGCAAAGGAACAUACCAUUAUUUUUUGGGGAACUUGGAGCACUUCCCCAAUGCCAAGAAGCACGUUUCUGCAGGGAAGUGAUCGAACGGCUUUUCUUCAGGUCCUUGUUUGGUACACUGAGAGAAAUACGCAUGAGCCGGCAAGAGAGUUCAUGGAAGAUAUGCUUAAUAUCGGGCGGCGGAAUGACGCGAAUAAUGGCGUUGCCGCGCUGACUUUUCCAAACAAUCAGCUCCUUGGAGGAAAGAUCGGAGAGAUAUACUCACCGGAAGCUGUCCAGAGGAUCAAACGGGUCAAAGCUCUAUGGGAUUCCGGGAGCCUCUUUUGGAGCCCAGCCAUUGAUUCUCUUUAA